Lytechinus pictus (painted urchin) is the source of this 678-nucleotide messenger RNA. RefSeq names its product large ribosomal subunit protein uL24-like. The transcript has 4 exons. The record is from RefSeq and is a predicted model, not a curated record. Gene Ontology annotation, biological process: ribosomal large subunit biogenesis; cytoplasmic translation. The coding region runs from base 58 to 501 and encodes 147 amino acids. Lineage: Eukaryota; Metazoa; Echinodermata; Echinoidea; Temnopleuroida; Toxopneustidae. Gene Ontology annotation, cellular component: cytosolic large ribosomal subunit. Gene Ontology annotation, molecular function: RNA binding; structural constituent of ribosome.
GUGGGUGGCCAAACUCAUCCUCUUUUACGGUGGCCUGAAAACUCCGUUGUAAGCACCAUGAAGCGCAAUCCAUUAGUGUCAUCCUCAAGGAGGAAGAACCGUAAGCGUCACUUCAACGCCCCGUCCCAUGUGAGGAGAAAGCUGAUGAGCUCACCUCUCUCCAAGGAUCUGAGGUCGAAGUACGAUGUACGCAGCAUCCCCAUCCGCAAGGACGAUGAAGUCCAGGUAACUCGUGGACACUACAAGGGCCAGCAGAUUGGCAAGGUUGUACAGGUUUACAGGAAGAAGUUUGUGAUUUACAUUGAGAGAAUCCAGAGAGAGAAGGCUAAUGGUGCCCAGGUCUAUGUAGGAAUCCACCCCAGCAAGGUUGUUAUCACCAAACUGAAGAUGGACAAGGACCGUAAGCUCAUCCUGGACCGUAAGGCCAAGUCUCGCCAACUCGCCUCAGACAAGGCCAAGGGCAAGCAUACAGAAGAAUCGGUUGCCAUGGCUACGGAAUAGAUCCAACUCGCAAAUCAGACUCUUUGAUAUUUUCUGGAGACACAUCAAUACUCAACCCACAAACAUUUCUUUACUGGAUUGCUUCAUGGAUCGGUCAAGAUCUUGAUACACACUAACUCUUUGGUUGUUGUCUUUGUAUGGUAGGCAAUAAAGUAUGGUCAUCAUCAACACAACAAA